GCAGCAUCACGGAUCAGAACCGAAGCGGGCAGGAGUGGACUGAAGGCGGCCGCCGUCGUGUCUGUGCUGUCAACUGUUGAUUCCUGCCUCCGUCAAUGACUCUUGGAAGGUUUAUGAACAACCGUGUUCCUUCUAACAAGAGAUACCAGCCCACGGACUAUGAGCAUGCAGCCAACUGCGCCACGCAUGCGUUGUGGAUAAUUCCCAGCCUGCUGGGCAGCUCCCUGCUGCACUUCCGGUCCGAGGACCAAUGGGAGCGUGUGUCUGCCUGGGUGUAUGGGGCGGGCCUCAGCUCGCUCUUCACCAUCUCCACCCUCUUUCACACUGUGGCCUGGAAGAAGAGCCACCUACGCGGUGUGGAGCAUUGUUUCCACAUGUGCGACAGGAUGGUGAUCUAUUUCUUCAUCGCUGCCUCCUACGCUCCUUGGCUCAACCUCCGAGAACUGGGCCCCUGGGCGAGCCACAUGCGCUGGCUGGUGUGGGUCAUGGCGCUGUCCGGGACCGCCUACGUCUUCUUCUUCCAUGAGAGGUACAAGAUCAUGGAGCUCAUCUGCUACACGGUGAUGGGCGUCUUUCCCGCCUUGGUCAUCCUCUCCAUGCCGGAGCAGGCGGGCUUGUGCGAGCUGCUGGUGGGCGGAGCCUUCUACUGCCUGGGCAUGGUCUUCUUUAAGAGCGACGGCAUCGUGCCCUUUGCCCACGCCAUUUGGCACCUCUUCGUGGCCACGGGGGCGGCCGUGCACUACUACGCCAUCUGGAAGUACCUCUACGCCCAGCCCGUCAGCCCGGUCCGGACCUCCAGAUGACAGCGCCGCUGACCCCCCAGUGAGCUGUUAACCCCGCCCCCUCUAACCCCUCCCCCCCUACUACAGGCCGCCACAGAACGUUCCAUUUCAACUGGCUGUAGUUUGCUUCCAGGGGAGGGCACAUCAUUCAGUGUCUUUGUGUCAAGUGUUUACACUCGCUAUGGUGACUUCACCGUGCUCAAGUUCAUUUCAGAGCGCUUGAUGGUGUUUUUUACUGCUAACAACUUUCUUUGACGCUCAUUUGCACAUCAAGCAUGACUGUUUAUAGCGGGGGUGUCCAAAGUAAGUCCUAUAUUAUUAUUUUUUCACAGACAACACAAAACUACCAUUAUUCAGGUUGUUUUUGCCUCAUUCCUGUGAGAACCCUGUGUGUGACGGGAGCAUUAAGGAGUGGACCUAUCCAGGACUAGCUGCAGGGUGCUGGAACAACCACCAGGUAGUAGGGGUGUGAAUCUUUGGGCACCUAACGAUUUGAUCCAAUUCCUGGGGUGACUAUUCGAUUCAGAAUCGAUUCUCGCGUUAACUCUAUUCUCGAUUCAAAACCGAUUCUCGCAAUCUUUCAUUUGGUAUAAUAAUUGAAACUUUAAUGAAACCGAUUGCAGGUUAGAAGAAGCUUCUUCUGGUUGCAUGAAGAUGGCCGAAAAACGUCUUUAAAAAAAAUAAUACAUUAUGUCAGGUUCAAACACUGAUGACAUCUAUUAAACAAGACAAGAAGCAAGAAAAUCAAACCGACAGAAUUAAAUUUGGCUCAAUGAGGAGAAACACGUAGAGUAGACACUGUACCUUUUGUACGGUGUCGUCACACGCUCUGACGAAAGAUUGUACGCCUCCUCUUUUAUUUGGACUUUCCUGAUUACAUGGUAACAGCUGUUUCUAAGGGACUGGGGUCGUAAACAGCCAUCGCCUUUGAUUACAAACAGUUCAAAGAAAAGGUCGUAAAACGGUUCAAAGAAACAGAACAUCCUGUUGCUUCCCAUCCUACACAGUGGAGUUUUACAAGCCUUCUUGGUAGGAUCAAAGACAGCUUUUGUCUUCUCGCCGGGCGAGCUAAACUCAAUGUAACACAAAGUUUUGUGAUAACUUAGAUGCAAUUAUUCUAACACAUUCAUAUAUAUAUAUAUAUAUAUAUAUAUAUAUACACACACACACAAUCUUUUUUUUAUUUUUAUGGAUUUUUGAAAAUGAUUAAUUUAUUUUGAAUCAUGAUGAAUAACAAUUGCGAUUCGGAUGUCAGUCCAUUUUUUGUGCACCCCUACCAGGUAGCAUAUGUAAGCAGAUAAUGUAUCAUCUCUUUUGAACAUAUCAGGUCGGAACUGCAUUCUUCACUCACGCUUUAAGUGUGGGCUGAGGCAACAAUUGACCCAGACCCACUGUAGUUUGUUUGUAUGUCCCACUCCUUAACGCUUCAGUCACACGCAGGAUUCUCACAGGUAUGAGGCAAAAAUAAAACCUUACCUACUUAAACAUGAAUGUUAAGUAGGCUCAUAGCAUGCAAUUCAAGAUAGUUCUAGCUUUCUUUUCAUAUAAUUUUGAUGAUUAUUGCUUACAGCUGACGAAAUCCCUGAAUUUAAAAUCUAGAAGAAUGUUGGGGUUUUCAAAAACUGUGAGCCGUGACCAUCAAAAUGAAUAAAGGCUCGACAUACCUCACUUUGCAUGUAAUGAGUUCAUAUCACAUAUUAGCUUCACAUUUGAAGUUGAAUUGCCGACUUGCCGUAGUUUUGAAGCAAUGCGUGAUGGGAAUCCGGAUGUUGUGUCAGUGUAUUAACGUGCCGGCUGGUAUAAACACACGCUGAGAAAUAGCUCCGUUGCCCCCUCCCCACCCCCGCGAUCCUGAAAGGGAUAAGCGGUAGAAAAUGGGUGGAUGGAUGGAGACUCGGGUGUUUAAGAAAACGAGAUGAUUGAAUGUUAAAUGAAAACCAAUUCAUAUUAGAUUAAUAAACAAUUAUUACCAUAUAAACACACACAAAAGUACCAUUGAAUAAUGGUAUUUUGUCCCAGGUGCCAAGAAUCGGUGCCGUAUCGGUUCAAAUGUUGACUUUUGGGCACCCCUGUUUUAUAGUGUUUUUUUGAGUGGUAAACACACUAAUAUAUUUAUAUAUUUACAUUCUAAGCAGAGGGUAUGUACAGAUUCAUACAAUAUCUAUUUAUGCAGGACAGUAAUUCAGACUUUGACGACUUUUUGGUUUAUUUUUUUCCAGCGAGUGUGGGGCAAGUCGACACUGCCGGAAUAUUAAUUUUAUUUUACUGCCACAAGUGACAGCACAGUGCAACGUAAACAUGAUCGUACCAAAAGCUUUUAAAACACUUUUUUAACCGACAGGCGCCGUAAAUAAUGCAAGAAAUGCCGCACAUUAACGCCGUAAACAACCAAGGGCGACAUCUUUGACGUCAUUGUUGUUUCUCUCCUUCGUUCCUCCCUCUCUGCACUUUAUUUGCCCCCCAAGAAAUUGCAGUGUUGUAUAAAAUGGACAUACUUACCAUGACAGAGUUGCGCGUGUGAUGCCCUCGCCAAGUGACCAAAUGUGUGUUUUUUAAUCGCUUCUAUUUUAAGCACUUUACUUUUUAAGGAAUGGUUAGUUCGAAUAAUCUGAUCCCCAUCAAAGUGUCACUACUCGAUCAUCGCCUUCAUUUGGAGUCGUUUUCCAAUUCCGGAAGUGACUGCAUUCUCUAUGGACAGAAAUGUUUUUUAUGCAACUAAACAAAUUGUGGUUUGCAACCGAAAAAAGGAUUUGUUACUAUAGUGAUGGGUACCGAAUCUGUACUUUUUUUUUUUUUUUUGGAAACAGAUCGAAUCCCGCUGGUCUGAUUCACGUAAAAUCCAACGGUGCCUGUUUGCCGACUUGCACUUCGGCAUUUUGCCAUCACUCCAGCAGCACUGAGAGCGGACUCAGCCAAACUACUAACUAGUAAUGUUGCAAUUCUCAAUGCCAACAAAUCAACUCCAAAAAAAAAAGCUCCAACGUAAGCAAAGUAAGGCUCCACUUUUCCAAAGAUAUGCGAGCAUGAUGCUAAUAUACAUUGGUUUUGCUUGUUGACAUGCUACUGAUUAGCAUCAGCAAUUUUACAUGGCGAUUUCAGCGCCUCUAAAUAUGUUAAUGAAAACGACAACUAAGAUGCAUUUUACAAUCAAACAGUUGGUGCCUAAUAAGUACAAUAUUUACUGUAUUAACACUUUUUGGAGCGCAACAAAAAACACUAUACCAGGGUUUCUUAACCUUUUUGACUUCGGGGCCCAACUUUUCCACGAAAGAGGAGCUGGGCCCACUUAAAUAUUAACACUAAAAUAGUAGUGUUAUCUUACUUUUUAUUUGAAUCAUAUUCGAUAAUUACAGUGCUGAAAUAUAUAGAAAUAAAAAUGUAUUAAUCUAAUAAAAUAAUACAAAAGUAAAAAUUAUUUUAACUAAAUUUAAUAAUAAAUCAUUUAUAUUAUAUUGUAGCUGAGAUAGGCUCCAGCGCCCCCCGCGACCCCAAAAGGGAAUAAGCGGUAGAAAAUGGAUGGAUGGAUGUUUAUUAAUAAACUAUCAAUGAAAUGAAAAUACAGCUUUACCACUUUAGUCAUAAU
This is a messenger RNA of Nerophis lumbriciformis (worm pipefish), 4365 nucleotides long. Its product is annotated as monocyte to macrophage differentiation factor 2-like. The record is from RefSeq and is a predicted model, not a curated record. Gene Ontology annotation, molecular function: pore-forming activity. Gene Ontology annotation, cellular component: membrane. Lineage: Eukaryota; Metazoa; Chordata; Actinopteri; Syngnathiformes; Syngnathidae.